Messenger RNA from Eurytemora carolleeae, 1398 nucleotides. RefSeq names its product elongation factor Tu-like. Gene Ontology annotation, cellular component: mitochondrion. Gene Ontology annotation, biological process: mitochondrial translational elongation. Bases 46 to 1386 code for a protein of 446 amino acids. NCBI's taxonomy places the organism in Eukaryota, Metazoa, Arthropoda, Copepoda, Calanoida, Temoridae. Gene Ontology annotation, molecular function: GTP binding; GTPase activity; translation elongation factor activity. The transcript has a single exon. The record is from RefSeq and is a predicted model, not a curated record.
AUUUUUAUAUAGUUGCAAUUUUUUCAGACAUUUAAAUAUUUAACAAUGGUAUUGAUAAGUUUACGGUUACUGCCCAGGGUAUUCGAAAGAUCCUGUUCCCCAGUGCUAAGAUAUACCCGGAUACAAGUUAGAUCCUUCACCGUUUCUUCUCAAUUCUACUGUUCCGUUGUCAAACCUAACGUGAAUGUUGGAACUAUUGGUCACGUUGAUCACGGUAAAACUACCCUAACAGCUGCAAUAACCAAGGUUCUCUCGGAGACUGGCGGAGCCAAAUACGUUUCCUACGGAGAAAUAGAUAAGGCGGAGGAGGAGAGAUUAAGAGGUAUAACAAUUAACAUCUGCCACGUAGGAUAUGAAACUCCGGAGCGGAAAUAUAGUCACACGGACUGUCCUGGACACGCAGAUUAUAUAAAGAAUAUGAUUAGCGGAGCUAGUCAAAUGGACGGAGCAAUCCUUCUCCUAGCGGCGGAUGAUGGAGCUAUGCCGCAAACUAGAGAACAUUUACUCCUGGCUAAACAGGUUGGAGUCAAGAAAAUUGUAAUAUUUAUUAAUAAAGCCGACAAGGUGGACGACGAGAUGAUUGAGUUGGUUCAGAUGGAAGCCUUAGAGGUGGCCACGCAGUUUGGUUUUAGCGAGGAGACACCUAUAGUAGUCGGAUCAGCUAAACUUGCUCUUCAAGGGGACCAAUCCCAGUUCGGAGUUCCGAGUAUUAAAAAAUUAAUUGAAAAAUUAGAUUCUUGGAUAGAGCUUCCAUCCCGGGAUGUUACUAGUCCGGUUCUGAUGCCAAUCGAUAACAUUAUCUCCGUGACAGGACGCGGAACUAUUGCUGUUGGGACGAUCAAGCAAGGAUCUCUUGUAAAAGAUAGUCCUGUGAGUGUGGUCGGAUUCGGACAUACAUUCUCCACAUCCGUUGGAGGAAUACAGAGAUUUAAGGAGGAUACUAAACAAGCCUUUGCUGGGGAUCAUAUCGGAGUAAAUCUAAGAAAACUUAAAGCCGGACAAUUAAAGAAAGGAAUGCUCAUAGUAAAACCAGGAUCAGUGAAACCAACAAAUUUUUUCGAGGGAACUUGUUAUUUCCUGACUAAAUCCGAGGGAGGACGGAAUAAACCCCUUCUCUCUGGGUAUAUACAGAUGCUCUUUGUAGACACCUGGAGUAUAGCUUUCAGACUUGAUAUUCCUGCUUCUGAGGGGACAAUGAUACUCCCCGGGGACCAGGCAUCUGUUAAACUCUCUAUGCUGAAGAACAUGCCUCUAUUCGUCGGCCAACGGUUUACCCUGCGUGAAAACCAAAUGACGAUUGCAAGCGGGAUUGUUACUAAACUUAACGAUCCAAUUCCAACCCAUUCGGGAUCAAAACUUUCUAAAUUUAAAAUUCCCUCAGAUUAAUACUAUUUCAGA